This is a messenger RNA of Rhinocladiella mackenziei CBS 650.93, 1218 nucleotides long. RefSeq lists its product as uncharacterized. The record is from RefSeq and is a predicted model, not a curated record. NCBI's taxonomy places the organism in Eukaryota, Fungi, Ascomycota, Eurotiomycetes, Chaetothyriales, Herpotrichiellaceae. The transcript has a single exon. The coding region runs from base 1 to 1218 and encodes 405 amino acids.
AUGCCACGAUCUGAUCCGGCAGCCCAGAAGCCAACAAUCCCCCCCUCAUUCAUAGCCAAAAAGGCCCAGAUCCUCGCUCAGCUGACCCGACCCGAGGAGUCUUACGCGGACCACUCACCCAAAGGCAUAGUCGACGCGCAGAUCCGCAAUCUGCUUGACGAGAUCAAUGCGUAUGAUGGGCUCGUGACGACGAGUAGUUGUGCGGGAAGAGUUGCGGUGUUCGUCGAGGGUCCGAAAAGGACUGUAGGUGUCGGGACGGAUAAAGUUGAGCGGGAGGACGAGCUCGGCGGGGCUGGCGCGAUUUCUGAAACCGGAAGGCAACAUGGAGAGCUGGCAAGGAAUGGGAAUGAGGCUACGACCAACCCACCAGCAAAGACUACGUCGCCAGGCGGAAAGGGCGGUGGACGAUGGCUCUUUGUUGCUCACGAUCCUAUCUCUUUCCCGCCACCGCCGCCACCGCCGGUCACUGCAGAGAUCAAUGCUUCAAUCAUGGACGAUGGUGUGAGUGGAGAGAUGAAGAACCAAAAUCAGCAUGACCAUGAUUAUUUCACGAAGCUAUUCAGCCUCUCCCCGCCCAAAGAGACAUCCCAAAUAUCGCCGCCCUCGGGCUCACUACGCGUGAUCCGUCUAUCGUUUUCUCCUCUCAUUCUUCACAUUCACUGUGCAACUCUACAACAUGCCCGGCCUUUACUCGCUGCCGCCAUCAACGCCGGAUUUCGGGAGAGUGGUAUCCAGGGUCUUCGAGUCAUGGAUGACCCCGAGCACGGCGUCAUGGUCGCGGUGAGGACUGCCGGGUUAGGAUUUGAAACUGUUGUGGGCGUGGUGAUCUCAGAUUCCGGCGCGGAGGGACACGAGAAUGGGCGCGUGGAGAUGAUGCAAAGAAUCGUCAGUGAAGAGUAUCUGACUUUGUGCGUUGGAGUGAUCAAUGAGCGGUUUCAAUGGAAUGGCGAGAGAAGGGAGAGGUUUAGAAUGGAGUUGAAGAGGGCGAUGGGGCGGGAAGGGUGGGGUUCAGGACUAGGGAGUGUAGAAGAAAAUGUUAUGCAGAGUGGAUGGGAGGACAAGGAUGAACGACGGAGGACGAAAAGAGAGAAAGGGCGGGGGAGACAGCGGAAAGAGGGAAACGCCACGACCAACACUACCGGCAAUGUGUCAACUGGAGCCCAUGAGCGGAAAACGGACGAUCUCGACGGAGGGCUCGCGGCCUUGGAAAUCGACUAA